GGACAGGUCCCGUUAGACCUUCUACUGCGGAAACUUCCGCCACGAGGGGAACCUUAUUGGCUUUGAGCAGCUUGCCCUGAUACUAGCUUCCAGGCAGUAAACCAUGGAUGCACGCGUCGCGAGAAUGUUGUGCUUCUCCGGAACAAUGGGCUGAUGACCUUAUGCACAUGCUAGAGCGGCACAUUACGGCGUUGCUUACGCUUCGUGUUCUUCAAUUAGCGUUUUUGCAUCUAGAGACACCGGAGUUAAUGAAACUAUAUAUAGUCAGCCUACUUCGUUCCAUGAAAACCCUUAAAUUCGACGACCUGAAAUCGUACAUGAAGAAUAACGGAUAAAAUCUUGGCGAGUCUACCUCUGCCCACUCUAGCUGAGCUCGUCCAAUUCUUUUGGUUUUAAAUAUCAGUCUCGAAACUAGUACCGGACUUUUUGCGAACGUUCUUACGAGAAUCAUGAUUGGAGAUUCUGCAGGGCUUGGUUUUGCUGAUUUCUCUUCUAGCAACGUGCACACCAAAGCCGCCAAGCCUCACAGCCCGUUGUCGAGCAUCAUUGAAAUCCGUCAGGAUCGAGAGGAGCUUGAUUUGCUCAUAGAUAUCAAAAGUGGGCUACGUGCUUCCGGACCUGGGAGAAAGACUCUACCAACUCUGCUUCUGUACGAUGAGCCAGGUUUAAAGCUCUUCGAGAAGAUUACCUUUCUCGACGAGUAUUACCUGACGAAUGCAGAGAUCGAAGUUUUACACAAAUGGGCAGGCAACAUUGCGGAUCGAAUCAGCCCAAACUCAAUUGUGCUGGAACUAGGUAGCGGCAACCUGAGAAAGAUCAAGAUCCUCUUGGACGCCUUUGAAGCAGCAAAGAAACCAGUGGAAUACUACGCCCUUGAUGUCUCCCGUGUUGAGCUUGAGAGAACACUUGCUGCAAUCCCAGUUGGUGCUUUCAAGCAUGUUAAGUGCUUUGGCCUUCAUGGAACCUACGAUGACGGUCUUCAAUGGCUUAAGUCAGAGCAGAUUGCCAAAAGAUCCAAGGCCAUACUUAGCAUGGGCUCGAGCAUUGGAAAUUUUGCCAGACAUGAGGCCGUGCGGUUUCUGAGAAGCUUUUCAGAUGUGCUGCAGACCAGCGACGUUCUCUUAAUUGGCAUUGAUGCUUGCAAGGAUCCUGACAAAGUUUUUCGCGCAUACAACGAUAGCCAAGGAGUAACACACGAAUUUGUCCUCAACGGUCUCCAGCAUGCGAACCAGCUGCUGGGUCACGACGCCUUUGACGUCGAGAAGUGGAGAGUAAUUGGCGAGUACGAUGAGGUUAAUGGGAAACACCACGCGUUUGUAUCACCUGUGCAGGAUAUGAACAUCGACGGGAUAUUAAUCAAGGCUGGGGAAAGAAUCCGCAUAGAAGAAAGCUUCAAAUAUGACUUGAUUGACAGAAGCAGGCUCUGGGAGGGCGCCGGCCUCAUCGAGGGUGCAUCCUGGACCAACGCUGAAGCAAACUACGGUCUACAUAUGGCAUACAAACCAAAAGUCCAGUUCUCCUCUAAACCAGAGGAAUAUGCAGCAUCCGCGGUGCCGACGCUCGCUGAAUGGAAGGACUUGUGGACCAUCUGGGAUUUGGUUACCCAGCAAAUGAUUCCAAAGGAGGAGCUGCUCGCUAAGCCAAUCAAAUUAAGAAAUGCGUGUAUAUUUUACCUGGGACAUAUACCAACGUUCUUAGCGAUUCAUCUCGAGAAAGCCUCAUGCGAAGGAGUGGCUGGAUUGCGCGACUACCAACGCAUUUUUGAACGAGGCAUUGAUCCGGAUGUCGAUAACCCAGAGCUGUGCCACGAUCAUAGUGAGAUACCAGAUGAAUGGCCGCCGGAGGUCGAGAUUUUAGCGUUCCAGAGCAAGGUCAGGGAUCAGGUGAAGCAAAUUUACGAUUCUAGAAUGCAUGAAUCGAGUCAUGCUAUUCGUAAGGCGCUUUGGAUUAGCUUUGAGCAUGAAGUUAUGCAUAUAGAGACCCUUCUUUACAUGCUUAUUCAAAGCGAGAAGACAUUGCCUCCUCCGGGGGUGAUCCACCCUGACUUUGAAGCACUGGCGUGCGAAGCGAAAGCGAAGACUGUUCCUAAUAAGUGGUUCACUGUACCAUCUCGCACGGUCACUUUGGGUCUCAACGACGACGACAAAGACACCACAACAAACAGAUAUUUCGGCUGGGAUAACGAAAAACCACAAAGAAGGGUGAAAGUCAAGUCGUUCUCUGCACAGGCCCGACCCAUCACGAACGGGGAAUAUGUGGAAUACCUGAAGGCCAUUGGUUCAGAGAAACUGCCCGCAUCUUGGUCGAGCACCAAGUCAACGCCAAAUGGUCAUUUUAACGGGCAUAUGAACGGCGACUCGAAUGGAGUAGCAAAUGCUGCUGUUAACGGUGAAAAUUUUGUUGAUGGAAAAGAAGUUAAGACCGUAUUUGGAUCCAUUCCACUCAAGCUAGCGCUCGACUGGCCGGUUAUGGCUUCCUACGACGAACUUUUGGGCUUCGCACAUUGGGCUGGUGGUCGAAUCCCCACGAUGGAGGAAGUAAAGAGCAUAUAUGAAUACGCUGAGGAGCUUAAGGUGAAAGACUUUGUGAAUGCACUGGGAGAGACCAUACCCGCGGUCAAUGGUCACCUCAUAAACGACGGUGUGGAAGAAACACCACCGCACCGCCAUUCAGCCAAUGGCGAGCCCAGCGCAUCUGUUGGUCCUUCCCCUCAUCGUCUUUUUGUUGACCUUGAAGAUGCGAAUGUUGGCUUCAAACACUGGCAUCCGCUGCCCGUAACUGCCCAUGGCGACAAUCUUGCAGGACAAGGUGAGCUCGGUGGUGUUUGGGAAUGGACUAGCACUGUGCUGGAAAAACAUGAGGGUUUUGAGCCCAUGCAGCUGUAUCCCGGCUACACAGCGGACUUCUUCGACAAGAAGCAUAACAUCGUUCUGGGUGGGUCCUGGGCUACUCACCCCCGAAUUGCAGGUCGCAGAUCCUUUGUCAACUGGUACCAGCGGAAUUAUCCUUUUGUUUGGGCGGGAGCACGCCUUGUGCGAGAUCUUUGAAAUGACCAUCGGUCAAGACGUGGCCAGAAGAAAAAAAAUAUCGGAGGGCAGCACUGGCGCCACGUUGGAGGGUUCGUCUAACUUUCUUAGCCUUAACGUCAGCCUUGUCGGUGCGUGGGCAAGCCUUGGUCUCGAAUCAUCUGCUGAACAAAAACUUCUCCGGGGAGGAUCCUUUGCGCAGAUUUCCCACUUUAUGACGCUCGUUAGAUAGCUCCUCGUGCAUGAAAUGAAUCCAACUCAAAAGUGUCGCCAA
Verruconis gallopava is the source of this 3300-nucleotide messenger RNA. Its product is annotated as dimethylhistidine N-methyltransferase. The record is from RefSeq and is a predicted model, not a curated record. Lineage: Eukaryota; Fungi; Ascomycota; Dothideomycetes; Venturiales; Sympoventuriaceae. The coding region runs from base 450 to 3047 and encodes 865 amino acids. The transcript is spliced from 6 exons.